Messenger RNA from Chiloscyllium plagiosum (whitespotted bambooshark), 3339 nucleotides. Its product is annotated as prostaglandin D2 receptor-like. Lineage: Eukaryota; Metazoa; Chordata; Chondrichthyes; Orectolobiformes; Hemiscylliidae. Gene Ontology annotation, biological process: G protein-coupled receptor signaling pathway; positive regulation of cytosolic calcium ion concentration; inflammatory response. The record is from RefSeq and is a predicted model, not a curated record. Gene Ontology annotation, cellular component: plasma membrane. Gene Ontology annotation, molecular function: prostaglandin D receptor activity.
CCUCCGAGGAAGAGGACUUUAUAUAACACCAUGGAGGAGGACAACACAAGGCACCAGCGUGUGUUGCCCUGAGCUGCGACUCAUGGAAAGGAUGCUUUCCCAUUAAGGGCAGCGCUCUCUCGGCUCAAACGAAACGUCUCCGCAACUCAUUCUCUCAGUGUUGGGUCUGCCUGACGGAGUUGACGCGAUGUGUUAGGCAGCUAAACGUGGAAAAGAAUGGUCCCGCUGAAUGAAAUUGUCACAGUUGAGAAGUUUAUCUCGUGAGCAGAGCUGGGCAUAUCGGACUGGGACGGGACGGGCUGAGCUGGGUGAGGCUAGGUUGGGUCGGAAUAGCCGGAGCUGGGACAAACUGUACUGACCUGGGUCAGGGUGAGCUGGUUAGGACAGGCUGGGUUAGGUUAGGAGAGAGAGAGAAAGAGACUGGGCAGAGCUGGGUCAGGGUAGACUUGGUUAGGAGUGUCUGGGCAGAGCUGGGUCGGAGAGAUUGGGUUAAAAGAGACUGGGCUGAGCUGGGUCAAGGUAAACUGGGCUGAGCUGGGUAGGGGUAGACCAGGGCUUUUGUCCGAAACGUCGAUUUUCCUGCUCCUCGGAUGCUGCCUGAACUGCUGUGCUUUACCAGCACCACUCUAAUCCAGAAUCUGGUUUCUGCAGUCAUUGUUUUUACCUAGGUUAGGACAGGCUGGAUUAGGUUGGGAGAGACGGGGCUGAGCUGGGUCUGACUUUCGCCCUCCAACACUAAACAUCUGAAACUCUGCGGACACCAAAGCCGGACCUCACCCGGAGUGUCUCCAAACCGCUGGGGGAACCUAAUUAUUUAUUUUAAAGUUCUUUACAAAGACAUUUCCCGACUUCUGCUCCCCCGGACAAAGAAUAAAGCGAUGGGAUCUUGUGAAAAUAUCCACAAUGUCCAAAAGGACAGCAAAGUAGUGACCAGCAUCUUGCUGUUCAGCACCGGACUGCUCGGUAACACCAUCGCCCUGGCCAUUCUGGGCAAACACAAGUGGGACAGCAAAAAGGUGUCCGUCUUUUACAUCCUCGUCACCGGCCUGGUGCUGACUGACCUCUUCGGAAAGUGCCUCAUUAGUCCAGUGGUGUUCGCUUCUUACGCCUCAAACCUCACCUUGAAAGCUAUGGGGAGUAACAACACCCUGUGUAACUACUUCUCCUUCUCCAUGUCCUUCUUCGGCUUAUCCUCAAUGUUUAUCCUGUUCGCCAUGGCCCUGGAGUGCUGGCUGUCCAUAAGCCACCCGUUCUUUUAUCAGGAACACUUCACCAAGCGCCUGGCAGUCCUCAUUUUGCCGGUGGUUUACAUUUGCUGCCUACUGUUCUGCUCAAUGCCCCUGCUGGGAGUUGGGAGCACAAAGCAGUACUGCCCGGGUACUUGGUGCUUCUUUAACAUGAAUAAACCGAACUCGCCUUUUUCAGUGCUGUACGCCACCCUCAUGGCCGCUCUCAUCGUCGCUGUGAUACUCUGUAACAGUUCCGUUGCUAUUAACUUGACCAAAAUGUACCGGAGACAAAGGCGGAUGAGCAAUCCCAACCUGAGCGUGGUUAAUCGCUCCCGCCGGCAGUUCAGUCACUCUGAGGAGAUGGAGAAUCUCAUCCUCUUGGUUCUCAUGAGUAUCAUCUUUCUCAUUUGCUCCCUGCCCCUCACGGUCCGGGCAUAUAUUGGUGCUUUUGCUCCUGAUGAAAGCGAAGAAGGAGAUCUGAUUGCUCUAAGGCUUGCGUCCGUGAAUUCAAUCGUUGACCCAUGGGUUUUCAUCAUUUUCAGGACCUCUUUAUUUCGAAAGUUACUUCUCAUGUGUUGCAAGUUUUCUCCUCCAACCCUGCGUGUGGAAUCUUGGAGUAUAAAUCACUAAAGACUGCUUUAGUCUAAUUUUUUUAUUGUCUUGUCCUUUGAUUUGUCCAAUUACAGAAAGGCCUAUCAAGUAAGACAUGAGUGACAAAACCCAAUAGCCUAACAAAAAAACCUUUAAUGUUAUGAAUGAAACUUUUCCUAUUGGAACUGGAGGAGAGAAACCUAAUAUGGCGAUUAAAUUAUAUCCUUGUUGCACAUCACUUGGAAAUUGCAAGAUAUGUUUUCUGAUAGGUUUACGUGCUUAACGCGUGUAUGUUUGUUACCAUCAAGUGCAUCUAACUGCUGUCCAGAAUGCACUGUUGAGGGCCUACAUUUGUCUUUAAUACAUAGAGUCAUUCUAAGUUGAUUGAUAUUUUUUAGGUCAGUCUGAAUUUCAAAUAUAAAUGGCACUCUGGACUAAGCUCCUUCUCACUAUGAUUCAUCUGUAGACAAAAUUGAAGCUCUAGCCUGCUUUCAAUUCUUAAAGCAGCUACUGUACUUGGAACUCUGUAGUGAUGGGAGACUCACAGGAGGACAAUGGAAAAUUUUAGAUAUAUGUCCUGAAAGCAUCCCUAAAGAGGUCAAAAAUUCCACAAACCUAUCAAAAUGUAAUUCAUUUGAGAAGGCACUGUGCACUUUGAAAGACUUCAUCAAGAUCAUAGGUAGGCAAAGUCGAGACACUCAACAGGGUGCACAGAUCUCCCAAUAACCCAACCCUUCAUGAACCACCUGUCCUGCAAAUGCGAAAUCUGCAGAUUGUGUAUUAAUCUUUUCAAUCAUCUCAGAACCCAUCAAACUGGAAUGGAAGCAAGUCAUCCUGAAUACUGAGGGACUGUCUAAGAGAUAAUCGUUUCAUAUGCAGUUUUACUGGGGACUAAAAGCAAUGCUAAUCCAGAAAAUCAAAAUUUCGGCAAAAUAUCUCAGCCCUUUACUGCCCUAGCAAGGCUUGAUUCUGGCUACAAAGAGGGUAAAAUUCAGUAUGGGGUUGUUCUGUCACAAGAGCUUCAAUUUUUACUGGUCACAGAGAGACAUUUGGAAAUCUUAAAUCUUCUCAAUGUUCAAAUAGUUACACUAGUGAUGUUACUAUUGCAUCCACAUAAUAUAGAUGAAUAUUUUAAUUAUUCAUUUUGACGAAUCUAUGUGCUUGACAUUCUGUGAAAUAGUAAGUGCGCUCUUUACAUGUGGUUUAAAGUCCUUGUUAUAUCUUAUACUUACGUACGUAAUUCUAGAGAAUAUUUGUUGUUAUUAUGUAGGCACUAUAUUUACAUAUUUGUUUCUUUCUCCAAUUUCCAUGCCUUUAUCUUUCCUUUCUGAAGGCUUUGUGUCAUACAAGGGUAAACUUGUGUGUCAAUAACUCUCCAAUAUUUUAACAAAGUGGCCAGUCUUCAUGUGCCCUCAUCAAUAGGUUCUGGGGGAGGGAUUGUAGCAGAAGGAAAUCUGUCUUAGUGUCAUAGAAUUAUACAGAUGUACAGUACGGAAACAAACCCUUCAAUCCAACUCAU